Staurois parvus is the source of this 573-nucleotide messenger RNA. Lineage: Eukaryota; Metazoa; Chordata; Amphibia; Anura; Ranidae. The record is from the annotation of a GenBank genome assembly.
AUGGGCAGCAUCGAGUCCAAGAGCCAGAACGCAGAGACCGCUACAGCCAGCAAAGCAGCAGAACAGGAAAAUGGGCAUGUGAAGACAAACGGGGAUGCUGUGCAGAAGCCGAAUGGGGAUGCUGCUGCUGAAUCCAAUGGCUCUGCGGAGCCAGUUGCCGAGGAGGCGGGAUCUGGGGAGACUAUUGAACAAGCCCCACCUGCCAAUGGAGAUGCCAAACCAGAGGAGCCCCCAGGAAAGCAGGGAAAGAAAAAGAAGUUCUUCAAGAAGCCGUUUAAGCUGCCUUUCCGCAAAAACAAAAAGGAGGCUGCUGAUGCUGCUGCAGCUGCAGAGGAGAGCCCAGCUGGGGAGGAGGCUGCUUCCCCCAAGGAAGAAAAUGUUGACAAGGCAGAGGAACCACAAAGCGAAAAUGUAGCAGAGUCUGCCAGCGCCCCUGAGGAUGCCAGUACCACCUCUGCGGCUGCACCUGAAGAAGCUCCUGCCACUCAGCCUGAGCCUGCUGCCGCCCCUGCUGAGCAGAGUGAACCCCAACCCAGUAAGGAGCCAGCUGCUGAGCCCCCCAAGGAGGAGUAG